AUGUCGCACAACUCGUCUUUGAAGCGUCCACCUGCAGAAGACGGAUCUCUCGAAGACAACGGCACAGAUAUGGUAGUCCUGAAACCGGUCAAGCGUCAGCGAAGAGAGGGCCAGGAAGAAGACCCGGAUAGCAAUGACACCCCCGUAUUUCCCUUCAUCCCCUCAGAAAUACUCCUCGAAAUAUUUACUUGCCUUGGACGCCUUCGCUCGGGGACACCACGCGGCUCGAUCGCCUUCCUCGACCUUCUUCUCGUCUGUCGUCGUUGGAGAAAUGCCGCCCUCUCCUGCCAUGACCUUUGGACAGAUAUACCCGUUUUCAGCGAGAAAUGGACCAAGAAGAUGCUGGACUGGUCGAAGGAUGUCCCCCUCAGCGUAAACGUGCACACGAACCUGGCCACAGACAACCAUUCCCCUACUGAUAUCCCCCGCGCCAACUCAGCCGCCCUCUCCGAGACCCUCGUGCACUUUCCCCGCGUCCAAGAACUGCAAAUCAAAAAUUUCCUCCCAGGCGAGAUCGGGACAUUUAUCAAUUCAGGACUCGCCUCCGCACCACUUCUCGAAUCCCUGCAACUCAUCGUUGCCCGCAAGGAGUUGACCGCCCCUGACGGUCGGCGCCAGGUCGUCGCACUAUUCACACCCCCUAGCGUGCAGGCACCCCGCCUCCAGCGAUUUACCCUUGUCCACAUGGGCUUUAGUUGGAAUUUGUCGAUGCUGCGCAACCUCGUCGAGCUGGAGGUGCGCGACCCGGCCGAACAAUCGAGGGCGAGCAUGAGCACCGUCCUCGAUACGCUAAGGGAGAUGCUGUUCCUCGAAAGGCUCAGCCUGCACAACGCUUUGUGGGACAAUGGCCAGGUAACGGCAUCUACAUCUCCAGUGGACCUUCCGCGAAUGAAGAGGCUUGAGCUGUCGGGGCCUGGGAGGGAGCUCGAGCUCGUUCUCGGCGCACUUAUUCUACGACGCGACGUGCGCAUGAAGCUCAACCUCAAUGGGGCGCUAUUCAGUGGGGCUAUCAUGAAAUUACGCAAGCAUUACCCUGAGCCCUCCCUCGGCAGCCCCCCAGGCUGCUACCUGAACAAACUUAACAUGACGGACGGCAACUUCAGGACAGGGUUCUCGGUCCGUGCGUGGACAAAUAUCGACAAGGAGAACGAUCCGCAGAUUGAACUGCUACUCUCUUGGAGCCACGGGGAGUACAGCUAUCAAGCAGCUAGGGGUGUGGCAACGACGCUUUCGGUGGCACUUCCCCUGCGCGAAGUGGAAGAGAUUGUAGCGCUGAACUUACCGAUGAGCGAUAAAGACUGGAAACGCGCGUUCGGGUCGUUCAAGAAGCUUGUGAAAGUCAAACGGGUGGAGAAGAAGUGGGAUCCGUCGCAGCUUGUGGAUCGCAGAUUCAAUUCUGCACCUUUUUUCUCCCCGAAGGUUGCAGUGGGUGUGGGUCCUAGAUAA
Cyclocybe aegerita is the source of this 1446-nucleotide messenger RNA. The record is from the annotation of a GenBank genome assembly. Lineage: Eukaryota; Fungi; Basidiomycota; Agaricomycetes; Agaricales; Hemipholiotaceae.